Candidula unifasciata is the source of this 270-nucleotide messenger RNA. The record is from the annotation of a GenBank genome assembly. NCBI's taxonomy places the organism in Eukaryota, Metazoa, Mollusca, Gastropoda, Stylommatophora, Geomitridae.
AUGUCGACGGAAGAAUGUCUCGACAUGCCCAAAGCAGCGUCAGCAGCUCCUCACUGUUUAGCAACGACACGUCAGAGGUCUCUGAAAGAACCGGCUCAACCGUCCCACCUAAGCUGCCACCACGACCUGGUUUCAGACACUUGCACAAUCAGACGGAGCACGCCCUACCGACCAUCAGCAGAACAUCAAAAGCUCAAAGCGGUUAUUCGCACAGUCGAUCACGCAAUUACCAGAGUUCUGCCAGACCAGCGCCAUUUCUCCAGAGACGGU